AUGUCGCUCGACUUUGAAGAUGCCUUGCCCGCCGAUACCCCCGCGAAUCCGUCGGCGAGCUUCCAGACCCUGGUCCAAAACCCGUCGCUGGCUCCUUCCGAGUCGUUCGAUCCUUUUUCCGAGCUUCUCCAUGACCUCGACCCAAGGACAUUCGUCUCGUUCAGCUCAAAUUCCCCGCAGUCCAUCGGCCACUCGCUCAACGGCUCAAUGUCUGGCAGCUUCCUUCAUCGAGCGUCCAUCUCAAACUCUGCCAUUCUGUCGACGGUGCCGUCCCAAACCUUCUCGCCGCUCGCCACAUCCGUGCUCCUCAGCCAGCAAUCACUCUCGGUCGCUCCCACGGCCGAAUCGGAUAUACCCAUGUUGCCCGGCGCCUCAGCCUUCCCGCAGACAGCGGCGUUUCCAUACCCGUUUGACAACAUCCCGCAGAGCUUUAUGCCGUACCCGCAGACGGACUCGAGUUGCUGCUCAAGCAUAGCCCCCAGCGAUCCCUCGUCCGUCCGGUCGUCGCUCGCCGGCAAUAUGCCCUGGAGAAGUUCCAUGGCCCAUCCACAAGUAUCGCCCGCAAGCAUUCUCCAGAGCCUGCUGAUCCACCAGCAAAUGCUCCUCCAAUCGACGCAGAUCCUCAGCCAACUGUACUCGACCCUCCCCAUGGCCCUUCCAGUAUCUCCACCAGCACCCGGCUCCUCUUCCACAAACGGCCCCGGAUCCGAGCCGCCAGCGUCGCUCCCGAGCGCGAAUCCAGCCCUGGAUCCAAUAGUUGCCUCCAGUCUCCUUGCGAGCAGUCUCAAUCUGGUCAACAGCCUGACGGCCUUGAGCGGCGUGAAUGGGGCUGGUGGCCUGGACGCCGCAACGGGCUCUACCCAUGUCGUCGGCGACCUGACUGGAACCGGCAAUCCGACCAUGUCCGCAGCUGCCCUGUCCGGCCUCGGCCCUUUGGCAGGACUCGGUGGAUUUGCAGGCCCUCACGAUGCCACAGAGCUCGGUGCUCUGGGAAGCUUGGACAACCCCUUAAGCUUGGACAACCCCUUAAGCAGCGCACCCAAUGCUUUCAGCACUUUCGGUUCUCCCAACGUCUUUGACAUAUUUGGUACACUGGGCACAGCUGCCACCACCACGGCCGUGCUAACCCCAACCAUCGCAACCAACAUCGCCAGCUUCGGCAACAUGGGUACUCUUGGCAGUCCAAGUAGUCCCGUGGGAUCAAUCGGCCCCGCGGGUCCAAGCAGUACCGACUAUGCUGGAGACUUUGUCUCGCGCGACAGUCUCAGCUUUUUGCCGACGAUGAGCCCCAUAUCUCCAACGGCAGCUACUGCCUUUCCUGCAGGCCUCGCCGGUCCGGCUUCGGGGUCGUCUGUCCCGCCAGUCUUGGUCACCUCUGCGACCUCGCCCGUGCCGAUUGCCAGCGGAGGCACCGCCGCCCCGCCCCUCCGUCUCUCCUCGACACCACCCAAGCUGUCAUCCAUGUCAAAGUCGCAGUCGUCCCGGGCUCCAACCCGCCGCAAGGUCAGCCUCGACGGAAUGGUCGACAUCACCGAGGCACCAAGUCCGCGCUCGUCCAAGCUCAACCCUUCGGCCCUGGGCAAGUCAGGCGCACCCAAUCCGAAAGAGGUCUUCCAGCAUGCCGCUGCACGGGCGUCGACUCGUAAGCGGGUCGUCGAGCACGCCGUCUCCUGCAAGCGGUGCAACCGACCCAUCGGCAUGCUGUACUUUCGCGGCACUCCAGCCAGCCUCGAGAGCCCCUAUGUCGUCGACGCCAAGUGCAGCGACUGCGACACCCGAUCGGGCUCACCGGUUGCCGAGAUGCCCUUCGACUUUGGCAUCGUGCACACCGGAGUCCGCGGUCGCUCGGAUUCCUUCGGCGACCCUCCACGUUCUCCCGAACGAGACUCGAUCGCUUCGUUCCGUCCAUCGUCCUUUGGCGAUGGCUUGCCAAACGCAUUCAUGUCGGGCCUCGGUACCUCUCCGUCUCCGUCGACGAGCUCGUCGUCGCGAAAGCGUGGCCGGGCCAAUCCCGAAAUCCGCUGCCAAGUCUGCAAGCGAGUCAGCGUCAUCGGCGGGGUGCGCCGUCCAUUCCGCUCGACCGCGGCCGAAGCCACCAGCGAUGCAAUCCGGAUCGAGGACGGCAGCACCUCCGAUCGCGACGAAGGCGGGAUCUGGGAAGAGGCCGGAUUCGGCGUCGAGGUCGUAUGCGAACGCUGCCACGGGCGAUACGCCUUCUGCUCCGAGUGUGGUGGCGGUGGCAAGUUCCGCACGGGUAAAUGGCGGCCCAAGGAGUUGUUUGAUAACGGUCGACGCACUUGUUCGCUGCCCCACGUCCGUAUCGGCGACGCCACCAUUCAGUACAGGGUCGUUGAGCUGACCCACAAGAACUACCCGCUGUCGCCGGACUCGCCCAUUCUUGGUGGCAUCAAGGACGUCUUUUUCGACUGCAUGAUCUCGCUCUACGCAAUUCCUUCGAUCAUGGACGAGGCGGGCGACUAUCGAGCCAUUCAGGAACGGGUCGAGCACCUCUGGAAGUACACGGUGCACGACAUCCUCACCGGCAGCGCCGACCACCCCUUCCUGCCAACGUCGCAUAACCGCCUCUAUCUGACCAUCUCCUGGAUCGACAAGCGUCAUCGCAACAAGGGCAAGGCGAAAGCCCAGGCGAAGGAUGCGCCGAUCCCGUGGCUGCAGCGACUUGCGCUCGAGGGCAUGGUCUCGUCGACGACGUCCACAUCGCCAUCGCCCGAGUGCGAGGCCAGCUCAGAGUCCAUCACCGACUCAACCUCGUUUGACUUGGACGGCGAGAACGAGGACCGCUGCUUUGUGGGCUUCAGUAUCGGCGAAUGGGACGUCCGCGGCCACGCCCUCUUUAUUAUCCAAAUGUCGCCCCGAAGCGUGUUCCUGCCGCCGAUGGAAUCCUACGCCGAGCUGGUCCUGCGUGUUCUCGAGCGCAUCCAAGCCGACGCCCGGCGUGAGGGCAUGUCCACUGGUCUCGAGCACGUCUGGUGCUGGACGCACCAUAGCGGCACUCCGGAGGCCCUGUCCCGGCUCGGCACCGUCCCGGAACGCAUGAAGUUUGUCCCCCAGGCCAACUACACCGCGGGCUGGUCGGUCGAGUCCGUGGCGGAGAUCUUCACUCGCCAAUGGAGCGUACUGCUCACGCCCGGGACCGAGAUCUGGGCCAACAGCGUGCGUGAUUUCAUGAAGGAGCUCCAGAGAAGCCGGAAGGUUUCCAAGCGAACGACGCCGACCAGCUCACCAUCGCCGAUCUAA
This is a messenger RNA of Polychytrium aggregatum, 3258 nucleotides long. RefSeq lists its product as uncharacterized. The record is from RefSeq and is a predicted model, not a curated record. The coding region runs from base 1 to 3258 and encodes 1085 amino acids. NCBI's taxonomy places the organism in Eukaryota, Fungi, Chytridiomycota, Chytridiomycetes, Polychytriales. The transcript has 2 exons.